UGUCUUCAUGUGUUUAGUUUUUACGUGUUCGUGAACUCAUCAUUUUACUUUACUAAUUGAAGGGUUCCACGGUGAAUGAGGAGAUGACCAGGUCACCCAUCCCAUCUCGGGAUCCCGAUACCAAUAAUGCGACUGCCUCUGACACUCCCAUCCCCCCUCUACAGCCCGAUACCACCAUGACAUCACCAAUUGACGUUGAACCUAUAGAGGCUGAUGUCCCACAAACAGAGCUUGACAUGUCUGCCUUACUCACCAUGCCACAUACAUAUGCUGACAUGUCUAGCAUCCCAAAGGCCAACAUUUUUGGGAUUGUUACGAUCACAGAAGAAGUUACACUGGAAUCUCGAAGAAUUAGUUGUAAGAGAAAACCUGUUGAUAAAUAUACACCCUCAACUCAAGUAAAGAAGAAAAGUGUGGUUAAGCAUCCUCUCUCAGGUGUAGCUAUGUCACUAUCCAGAGCGAUCGUCACAUAUAACGUAGCACAUGAUGUUCCACACAAUAUCCUUACAGAAAUGAUGGGCUGGAUCUCGGACGACAAUACGGUUAACAAGGUUUGAGAGAACUCCUUUAAACCACUCACCAAGCAAUUCUUCAAGGAAUUGAUUACCCUGAAUUCGUUGGUCGAGUGCGAUGUAAGUUUCCUAGUUUUUACUUUUUUACAUGUUGGCUAUCUUGUACUUUUACUGACAUAGUAAUUUUUCGUGCAUACCAUAAAUACUUUAUUUUAUUUUAUGAAAGAAAAAUUUUAUACCCGGCCCGACAUGUGCAUGCACAAGUUCACCAUCUUGCCAAUUGGUGUAACGGUAAAUUUUGAUAUUUCGUUUCUUAACUUCUCAUUAUAUUUCGUUACUUAACUUCUCAUUUUAUUUGACAGAGUCACCUUAA
Molecule: messenger RNA, 885 nt
Organism: Benincasa hispida (wax gourd)
Lineage: Eukaryota; Viridiplantae; Streptophyta; Magnoliopsida; Cucurbitales; Cucurbitaceae
Source: RefSeq, a predicted model, not a curated record